Molecule: messenger RNA, 246 nt
Organism: Geodia barretti
Lineage: Eukaryota; Metazoa; Porifera; Demospongiae; Tetractinellida; Geodiidae
Source: the annotation of a GenBank genome assembly
AUGGAACUGACUGUUCGACUGUUUGCGCUCUACCGGGAGCGGGCCGGCACCAAGGAGUUCUCGCUGGAACUGCCCAGCGGCGCCACGGUGUCCGACCUGACCGACGCGGUGAGGGUGCGGUUUCCGCGGCUGGCGCCUCCGGAGGUCAAGAUCGUGGUAGCCGUUAACGCUGACUACGCCGAGUCCGACGAGGUGUUGAAACCCGGAGACGACGUUUGCCUCAUCCCGCCGGUGAGCGGCGGCUAG